UACGUCUGCAGAGCAUCGAAGACACUACAACGAAAAUCUUCCCGAUUAAACGCGUGUUCUCCAGCUGCCUUGUUCAACCAGCUAACAUAGUCCAUCUACUGCGUUCUUUGCCUGCUUCUUGAUCUACUAAUCUCUACUCUUCCUUCAACGUUAAUGUUUUCCAGAUCUCUGCUUCUUCGAAUAUAGCCACAACAGUUGAGCUUUUUCUUUUUUUCCACAAUAUUCAGUUGUCGUCUUUCACCUACUUGUUUUAACAGCAAUUCAUUUGUCCGAUGAUCCUUUCACAUUUCAAACGCAUCGAUUAUAUUUUCUUCAAAUUGGUUCAGAGUCCAUGCUUCGCAACCAAAAAUGCCUAUUGGCCAAAUAAGCGCUGCCUGUAACCUUGUUUAUAACUUACUUGGGAUCUUUCUGAAUUGACGGGCACCACUUUUCAUUUAUGUUUUAUGUAGUGUUUUUGGUACCGAAACACUUUCAAACGUCGUAUACUUGUAUAUUUUGUGUUAUAGAACAGAUAAAAUUUUUUGUCGACAACUUGCAAUGACUUGCAAUAUUGAAAUUUUUCUUAAGAAGGCUAAGAGAAAAAAAUGUUUUAUAUGACACAUUCUACCAGUUAUCCCAAGUUUGAAAAUGUUUCGUUAAGAAAACAAAUGGUGCCCGUCAAUUCAGAAAGAUCCCUUGGGACACUUUCGCUGCUCCAGAUGUUAUUAAGCUUUUCCAUAGACGUUCUUGUCUUGGUUAGCCGUGUCCUAAUUUCUUUUUACAUGUGGCUUCACCAGGAAUUUAGACUCCAAGAUAUUUCUUGUUAGUUACUUCUUCAUGGUGCCCAAGAAACAUAUUUUCAUUCAACUAAACCAGUCAUCACCUCAGAUCAGCCAACCCUCGCAACAACUCUAUCAUCUUAAUUAUAACCUGACAUUAUGUUAUCAUUCAGCUCUUUCCUCACCUUUUAAUAAUUUACUACCAUUAAUUAACAGUAACAUUUCAGAGAGAGAGAGAGAAUUAAUUAUAUUGGUGGAUAUUUUAUGCAUUUUGUAUAAAAGAGUUCUAGUUCCGUUUCUACUAUGUGGCUGAGGUACUUAUUGUUUUCCUUCUUGAAUUAGGAUGCGAAGUUAAAUUAUUCCACUUCAUACUGACUGAAACCUUAAUACUUUGCUACAAAUAUCUUCGUAGCACUUAAUAUAUUUCUAGCUUAAUGCUAGCAGCUGUUCAUAGAAGAGGUUUAUAAAUUUACUGAGUUAUUAAUGAUGGUAGAGUUAACUCCCCUGAUAUUGUUUAAGGCUAUCAAAAUAGACUCUUCCACUGAUGUUAUUGUUUACAACACCAGUCAGUCUUCAAACAGUAUAAAAGGUGAAUUUUACUAUAAAAAUACACACUGGCACUUUGAAGUUUUUUUUUUAUUUGAAGGAAGUCAUGGUUUGUCGUGAGCAUUAGAGGUUUUUAAUAAAUCAAUGUCUAUUGAAUUUUUGCACCACUUGUCUGCUUUACUACACCUACAUUUUAAAUUGGGGUUACAUUGUCAUAUUUUCUGGUGACAUUGAGAGAAAAUAUAUUUACAUAUAUACAAAAUUUUGAAGACUACAGAAUGACAUAAUCAUCAAGAAAGCUUGUGACAUUGUUUAUCUAAUUGUGAUUGGAUUACUCGAAAAGAUUUGAUUUAAUUAACAAUUGUUAUGUUGAUUGGAAAUAUACUGGCUGGGUUGUGGUGGUCAUAUUAGAGGAGAUUUGACAUUAUACUACAACUGUUUUUCUGUAGUGUCUAAUAUCUGCUUCUUUUUUGAAAUAUUGGCGCAAAAAGAAAUUAUGGAAGAUAAACUGUGUGGGAGUGAGGUUGAGAGUGAAAACCUCUCCAAGAAUACUCGUGUAUCUCAUAAAAGACUGACAAAUACAGGAAAGAAAUUAAAACUACCUGAUAAGUCUUCUAAAACAUUUAGUAAUAUCAGUGAACAGAAAUUUAUUAACACAAGUUCACUGCGUUAUCGAUGUGAUAUUUGUGGUAAAAAGUUCAUGGUUAAAGGCUUUUUGUCUGUACAUAAACGUAUUCAUACAGGUGAGAAACCAUACCACUGUGAUAUCUGUGGUGAAGCAUUCUCUGAGAGAGGACAAUUAAUUAGUCAUAAAAGCGUUCACACAGGUGAGAAACGACUCCAUUGUGAUAUCUGUGGUAAAGCAUUUUCAAUAAGUUAUCAGCUAAAUCUUCACAAACGUGUUCACACAGAUGAGAAACCAUACCACUGUGAGUUUUGUGGUAAAUCCUUCUCACAGAAAGAUGGUAUGCUUAUACAUGAACGUAUGCAUACUGGUGAAAGACCAUACUGUUGUGAUAUCUGUGGUAAAACAUUCUCUUGCAAAGGCACUAUGCAUAAGCAUAAGCGUAUUCAUAGUGGUGAGAAACCCUACCAUUGUGAUAUCUGUGGUAGAGCAUUUUUACACAAAUGUAGUAUGCUUGAUCAUAAACGUAUUCAUACUGGUGAAAAACCUUACCACUGUGAUAUCUGUGGUAAAGAUUUUGCUCAUAGUUGUAGCUUAACUAAUCACAUACGUGUUCAUACUGGUGAAAAACCCUUCCAUUGUGAUAUUUGUGAUAAGACUUUUACUCAAAGUGGUAGUUUAACUUCCCAUAAGCGUGUUCACAUGAAUGAGUAACCACAAACUGAAAUGGAAUUUCAAAUCACAAACAAAUACAUUCAAAUUCUCAGAAGUUGUAGCUCUGAGUAAAGUAUGGAUCGCUGAAUGAAGAGCAUAGCACAUACCAAGUGGCAAUGUCAGUUUGUAUUCUUUUCUCAACUAAAUACAUCUAGCUGAAAUAGGUUCUGCUGUGUAGGAAUAACUGAUUGUGAUGUCAACAGUUUAUAUUCUUCUCAACCCAGUGUACCAUGCUGUAAUAUGUACUGCAGUUUAGGAACAACUUGCCUCUGCAUGCAGUAGCAGCAAUGUUCAAGUGAUGAAUAAUCUCUUUACUUGCAUUGUUGAAUUUGAUUUUCCUUCUAUAGGAAAAACUACCUGUAACAAGCCAUUUUCAUAUCCAAAGUGAGAUUUGACUCUAUAUAAACUGAUGAUAGAUAUGAAGCUAUAUUAAUCGUUGUGAUUCAGAAGAAAGUUUAUCACAGUGAAAUUUGUGGUGAAGCAUUCUGUCAGUGUCGAAUUUCAUUUCAUCAUAUACAUCUUCAUAUUUUGAGGUAACCAUAGCAUUGAGAUAUAAUCUGUUUUAAACCUUGCCUGAUAAAUAUUUUGGCUGAUCACAAACACUGGAAAUAAGCUGUAAAACUACUACAGUCGUCAGAGAUGCUACCGGUAUCUCUUCACUUCUUUAUAAUCUCUUUAUCUCUUUUGUUUCGUUUGAUGUAGACAAAUGUGCCUAUUGUUUUCUUCAAAAUUUCAAAAUUGCAGCUAACAUGAUUGGUCUAAAAUAUAUACUAGAGUACAUAUUAAACUAUCAAUAAAUUGAAUUCAUCUUGCAUUGAUUGUGCACAUUGUAUACAUGAGACCAUAUCAAGACUAUUUAAUUAUCUGUGAAUAGAUCUACUGAUGAACCAAAGGCAGCGUUAUCUCAGUAUACUCUUCUACACAAGCAAAGAUGGCACUGCAAACAGUUUAUUAUGUUCUUCAACCUGACUGAAAUAUUUAACCAGGCAUUUGGUAAUUUGGGUUGUAAAACUUUGGUUUACCUUGAACUUAAAAAAUUUGAGGGAUUUCAACUCUAAUAAACAAUAAAACAAACACAGCUCACUUCUACAGUUCACACUGA
Messenger RNA from Octopus bimaculoides (California two-spot octopus), 3745 nucleotides. RefSeq lists its product as uncharacterized. The record is from RefSeq and is a predicted model, not a curated record. NCBI's taxonomy places the organism in Eukaryota, Metazoa, Mollusca, Cephalopoda, Octopoda, Octopodidae.